Molecule: messenger RNA, 6340 nt
Organism: Acanthopagrus latus (yellowfin seabream)
Lineage: Eukaryota; Metazoa; Chordata; Actinopteri; Spariformes; Sparidae
Product: tensin-3-like
Exons: 28
Coding region: 785-4915 (1376 amino acids)
Molecular function (GO): protein binding
Source: RefSeq, a predicted model, not a curated record
UCUAGGUCUGUAUUAUGAUCUCAAUAGUUUAAAUACUAAAAUUCUGGGUUUGAAUCUCUUCUUUCAAACUACUUAGUGGCCCUUUAAAAGUCAAAACAUACAGCCUGUGCAGAAAAACCUCACAUAAUUUGGUCUGCGCGCCCUUUUUUUCCCUUCGCCUGUCGUAUCAACUUGCGGAAUCAGACUUUGACGAGACUCUUAUGCUGUUUGCACAAAAAGCGGAUUGUAUUCCUGCAAACUUUUUCAUUGUCUUAAGAUGUGUAGAGGUUUUUUGGGGGGGUUGGCUGGGGGGUGAGGCUGGCUGGAGGAAGUCUCCGUCUGCGUGUGAGGCGUGCGGGUGAGAACAAACGGAGCGAGGAGCGGAGGGAGGGAGGGAGGGAGGAAGCCGCGGAGAAGGGGGAGGGAACAAGGGGAGACAGGCAGCCCUAGCGGCGCAGUGGGAGGACUAUCCCAUGCCAGGACUUGUGGCGGCUGCAGCGGCAGGCUGGACGGGAGGAAGUGCGCUGUGGAGCGGCAGCAGCAGCAGCAGCAGCAGCAGCAGCAGGUCUGGAUCCGAGCGCAGGCUUCUUCCGAUUUUAUAUCACCGACAGACAUCCACAGAUAAGGGAGCCGAGGACAGACGGCACCGGGUCCAAGCUGGGACAUUUAAAAACAACAACAAAAAAAAAGAAAGAAAAACAGCUCUGACUGACAAAGAGAGACAGAAGGGGAGCAGACAGACCCACAGAGACAGAGAGAGGAAGCAGAGCUCUCAGUUUUGAAAAAGGAAGCCACGAGAUUCAAGAUGGAGGAGGGUUACGAGCUCGACCUGACGUACAUCACAGAGCGUAUCAUCGCUGUGUCCUUCCCCCGGGGCUGCUCGGAGGAGAUCUACUCUCACAACCUGAAGGACGUCACGCGAAUGCUCAAGUCCAAGCAUGCGGAUAAUUACCUGAUCAUCAACCUGUCAGAAAGAAGACACGAUCUCUCUAAAAUGAACCCCAAGACCCUGGAUACAGGCUGGCCGGACAUGCACGCUCCGCCUUUGGAUAAGAUCUGCACCAUCUGUAAGGCCAUGGAGAGCUGGCUCAAUGCAGACCCUCUUCAUGUGGCUGUUAUACACUGCAGGGGUGGAAAGGGUCGCAUCGGAGUCGUCAUUUCAUCCUUUGUGCAUUUCACCGACGUGUCAGCCAGUGCUGAUCAGGCGUUGGACCGCUUCGCCAUGAGGAAAUACUAUGAUGAUAAGGUCUCAGCUCUGAUGACACCUUCGCAGAAGCGGUACGUUUGGAUCCUCAACAGUCUCCUUAGUGGAUCCAUGAAGAUCAACGCCUCACCACUGUUCCUACACUGCAUCAUCCUCCACGGGAUACCAAACUUCGACGCCACCGGAGUGUGUCGCCCGUACAUCAAAGUUUACCAGGGAAUGCAAGCGGUGUAUUCGUCGGGAAUCUAUCACAUCGGUCCAGGCCACAGAGAUCGUGUAUGUAUCACCCUGGAGCCUGCCCAGCUCCUGAAAGGAGACAUCAUGAUUAAGUGCUAUCACAAGAGCGACAUAACUGCAGAGCGUGAGGUUAUAUUCCGGCUGCAGUUCCACACGGGAGCAGUGCAGGGCUACAACCUGAUGUUUGAGAAAGAGGACAUGGAGACUGCCAACAAAGAUCCCAGAUUUGCAGAUUACGGUAAAGUGGAGUUGGUGUUCUCCGAGGGGCCAGAGAGGAUCCCAGGUGCAGACAGGUGGCAAAACGGGGCGGAUGUUAUUGUUGACUACAACACGGCAGAUCCUCUAAUCCGCUGGGACUCCUACCAGAACAUCUGCGAUGGUGAAGCGCCACGCUCUCAAGGCCUAACCCAGGACAAAGCGGCUACCAAGAGGAGCCCCAACGGAGGAGAGGCCACGCUGGGCCGAGGGGCCCGCACGACCUCUGCCACCUCCAGCCCGGACCACAGCGACCACGCCCUCUCCGUCAGCAGUGACUCGGGCCUGUCCAGCACCUCUCUGUGGGCAGACAGACCCACACCUGUUGUCACCACCGUCAAACCUAACCAGGGCCCCAGCCCGCAGGAAAAGGUACAGCUGAAGCGUCUUUUGAGCGGCUUUGGACUUGAGGAUCCUGCAGUGGAGGAGAUGGAUGAUCAAAGCCCCAGAGUGGGCAUCCAGCAGAUAGUCCCUGUGCAAGUGCACAUCAACGGGGACUCCAGACCUGGAGAGAGGGAGACGGACAUCCUGGAUGAUGAGGUCAACACAGGUCAUGAUCUGCACAGUGUGGACAGUUUAGGGACCUUAUCUUCCUCCUGCCACAAGAGCAGCCAGAACUCCCUGCUCUCGGAUGGUUUUGGGAGUCCCGGCGGAGAGGAGCAGCAAGGCCAAAACCAGCACCACCUCCACCACCCUGCACCUCCUCCCAUGGAAGAGUAUGAGAGAGCCUAUCCUGAGGCAAGAAGGGGCUGUCUGAGCUCCAGGAGCAACUCUGUGGCCUCGUCUAAUCCCAGCAAUGCAUCCAUGCCCAAGCAGCAUGUCUACAGACAAGGAAGCUAUUCAACACAGUCCUGGGUUCGCCAGCAGCAGAUGGUUGCUGCACAACAGUUUAUUUACAUGCCUGAGGAUGGGAACGAUACAGAAAGAUACACAGGGAACAAGCAAGCGAGCAGUCCACCCAAAGCAGGCCUGCCCGCUGAACCACAGGGCCCCACCAGGGACAUGACGACAGACGCUCUGAGAAACACGGCGCCACUCAAGGAGCAGGCGACGCUGAACAACAACAACAACAACAAACGUGACGAGGAGUUCAAAUCCCUGACGAUGGACAUCGACAACUCCAUCGACCAGCUCAACCAGCUGAUCAUGGACCUGGAUCCCACGUUUGUGCCUGUGUCGAGCCACAGCGGCUCCAUCAAGAGGAACGGCGGGGCGCACGUGAACGGCUCGGCCCCCAAAUGUUCAAACGGCAUCAAUCACAGACUCAACGAUAAUAACGCAGCGACCCUGACAAACACACAGCAGACAGCGGUCCAGUCCAGUGAGGGACGUUUGGGUGUCACGCGCAGUCUGAGUCGCCAAGAAAGUGAUGUCACAGAUCACCCAGGCUUCUGUAACUCAGGGUGGGGUGGGACGGAGGACUACAGGGGCCAGCGGACGUACUCCCCCUGUGUGUCGCAGUCACAGCACCACAUGUUGUUCAGGAGCGACAGUGCUGACUACAGGUCUCAGGGCCCGGACGUGGACAGCGGAGUCGAGGCUUGUAGUGACAUGACUCCGCCCACUCCCGCCUUCCCCAUCUCUCCGCCGACACCUUAUGUGAAAAAUAUGUCGGAAUUGACCCACCUCAGGCAAACACCAUCUUCUACCAUGCAGUCUUAUGGAGGCUACAGAACAGACCACGAACCCCGGGGAUAUUCAGAGAUGAUCGGUCAUGGUGGAGUUGAUGUUUUACCAGACUCCUCCAUCAACUGCCACAGGAUGUUAAGUUCCACACACUCGGCUUCUAUUGUUGGGACCCUUCAGCAGACAGACAGUUUAUCGAUGAACCAGUCCUGGCCAGAGCAUCCUGCCCUGAGCCGCCACUCCUCUCUGAGCAGCUACGCCUCUGCCAGACAAACACCUCACUCCAUGUCAUUGGACUAUGGCCACCACCCCCACAUCCACCCUGCCCCCAACGCCCACAGCUCCCCUCGGAGCAGCCAGCGAAGCCGCAUGGCUAGAUACGUGGUCAACCGCAGUCCUGCUCAGAGCUUUGAUGAGCAGGACGACUCAGGUCUCUGCUAUGGCACAGACUGUUCAAACUCCACCUCUACUCUGCUGGGAAAUGGGGGCAUGGACAGGGAACUUUUGACCGCCAUAGAUGGGCAGAAUCAGUUACAACUGCCUCAGAUACAGCCCCCUCUUCUGCCUGAGAAGAAGAGGGCAUCAGAGGGGGAGCAUUCGCUGGGAACAGCAUCUCCAGCCCUCAGUGGGUUCUCGAGUCCCCACAGUGGAAGCUCUCUGAGUAUUCCCUUCCCCAAUGUUUUGCCUGACCUCUCAGCUCAGAUGCCAGGCACAGCCUCACCUCUGCCAGAUGUAUUGGCCAGCAAACAGGUUACUGUAAAAUUUGUGCAGGACACAUCCAAAUUCUGGUACAAGCCAGAUAUCUCAAGGGAUCAAGCUAUAUCAGUCUUGAAGGACAAGGAGCCUGGCUGCUUUAUCGUGCGGGCCAGCCAUUCCUUCAGAGGGGCCUACGGACUGGCAAUGAAGGUGGCGACUCCACCACCGUCAGUUCUCCAACAGACUAAGAAAGGGGGUGAUCUAUCCAAUGAAUUAGUCCGCCACUUCCUGAUUGAGUGCACACAGAAAGGAGUGCGAUUGAAGGGAUGCCCUAAUGAGCCUUAUUUUGGAAGCUUAACCGCGCUGGUCUGCCAACAUUCAAUCACCCCCUUGGCCCUGCCAUGCAAACUCAUCAUACCUGACAGAGAUCCUCUCGAAGAUGUUGUGGAGUCUACCUCACAAUCAGUCACCAACUCUGCUGCUGAGCUGCUGAAACAGGGCGCAGCCUGCAAUGUAUGGUACCUCUGCUCCGUGGAGAUGGAGUCACUAACGGGCGUCCAGGCGGUGCAGAAAGCCACCAGUAUGACACUGAGCUCCAACCCUCCGCCAGCCUCCACUGUAGUCCACUUCAAGGUGUCCUCGCAGGGAAUCACCCUCACGGACAACCAGAGGAAGCUCUUCUUCAGGAGGCACUACAACGUCAACACGGUCAUAUUUUGUGCAUUGGACCCCCAAGAUAGAAAGUGGAAGAAAGACGGCUGCCCUUCAGCAAAGAUCUUCGGCUUUGUGGCGAGGAAAACUGGCACGUCCACGGACAAUGUAUGUCACCUGUUUGCGGAGCACGACCCUGAGCAGCCGGCGAGCGCCAUCGUCAACUUCGUUUCCAAGGUGAUGAUCGGCUCGCAGAAGAGUAAGUAGGCCCGCGGACUGAGCUGAUCGCAUGGAAAAAAGACUGACUGAGUGUAGAAACAAAGACUUAAAGGGCUGAAUAAAGAACUGUAUGGACUAAAGAUGAUGAUGAUGAUGACCUGGACUUUAACCCUGGAUACUAACUGGAUGUUACAUACAUGAUGACCACUCACCAGCACCAGGACAUUUAACGACAUCUCUUUAAUAUAAUAAAUAUAAAGACCUUUUAUUCUGUUGUUUUUCUUUCUUGUAAAAUAAACUGUAAAGUAGCCAAAUAAGAGAAAACAACUAAAUCAUAAGAAAUGUGUAAACCUUUUUUUUUUAAUUUUUUUUUUAUUGAUGUUCAACUGUAAUGUCUCAUACAGUUAGAUUAUAUUCUCAACAUUUUUUAAGUACGUUACUAAAAAGGCUGCUUGUCUUAUUCCUGCGUAGCAGUUUUAUGAACAAACCAAGAAAACCUGUACCUUGUUGCAUGCAUUCGUUUCUCUAAUAUUUAACCAAAACAAACUUCAUUCAAGCUGCAGUGGUGCAGUCAACCAGUAGUAAAAAAAAAAAAAAAAAAUGCAGAGAAACAUUGCUGAAAAUAUGUAUGAUUUGGACUUUGUGAUGGGCAAUGUGGCUAACAGGCCUGUCUUAUUUUAUCUAUGCAAUGUAAAAUGUUUAUUUUUUUAAACCCACAGCCUUCUGUACAUGUGCGGCAUGUAUCUGGCUCCUCUGAUCCUGUUUAAUAACCUUCUUCUUAAGGUGUUUGUGAAUAUGACCACUUUUAACGCUGUCUGCAACAUUUUAGUGAAAGUGUGCAGGUUUUUGAUGAAAUGAGAGAAACCUUAGAAAAUAUUUUAAUUAAACCCUAUUUGAGAUCUAUAUGUAUGUAUAUAUAUAUAUAUAUAUAUAUACACACACACACACACACACACACACACAUAUAUCAAAAAUGUAUCAAUGCCCUUAUUUUUUAAGUUUGAUUUGAUAAAUAAAAAAAAGACAUAAGCUGCUAUAUGGAGUAUAAAUGCUGUCAUUUCGAUGGGUCUUUUAAAAGUUCUCAUCAGAAAGAAAAAUGCACAGUGAUAGAAUUAAAUAAAUACAUAAGUCAUCUCUCUGUUGCAUUAACAAUGGUACAUUGUAUCUGUAACUCUGGGACACAGAUAAAGCUGCUUAUUACCCCCCAGUCGAGUGCUUUCUAACAUUCCUUUAGACUUUUUGUGUUGGGCAGCCAUUUUUAUCCAGAGAGGGACCACACAGCCCUGUUGAUAUUCUGACAUUGGUGAUGUACACGUGUUAUCUUGUUACCGUGACCUAUUAUCUGUACCUCAUACUCAUCUCAUACUGUGCCUCUGUGUGUAUAACAUGCUACAUGUGAACAGUUUUAUUUGUAUAUUGAUAUUGCAUUGUUUGAUGUGUUCUGUAAAUAAACGAAACAAAACAUCUAUUUGA